Molecule: messenger RNA, 4399 nt
Organism: Mugil cephalus (flathead mullet)
Lineage: Eukaryota; Metazoa; Chordata; Actinopteri; Mugiliformes; Mugilidae
Gene: timeless
Product: timeless circadian clock
Exons: 30
Coding region: 163-3981 (1272 amino acids)
Biological process (GO): DNA repair; DNA replication checkpoint signaling; replication fork arrest
Cellular component (GO): replication fork protection complex
Molecular function (GO): DNA binding
Source: RefSeq, a predicted model, not a curated record
GAGACUUGUUGGAGUUGUCAUAUUUGUGAGGCAGCAGGUUCAAAAACAGACUUCAUUGCAAAUUAAACCGCUUUAACAGUAUAUAGCGACUGUUAUUGACAACGACAAUCGGAGAGGGACCACAUUUGAACCACCUGGUGGACGGAUUCCAGGUGAUGGUGAAUGAACUUAGUCAGGAUGAACUGUGAACUGUUGGCAACGUGCAGCGCUCUCGGUUAUCUGGAGGGAGAUACCUAUCACAAGGAAGCGGAUUGCUUGGAGAGUGUGAAAGACUUGAUCCGCUACUUACGCUAUGAAGAUGACACUCGUGAUGUCCGCCAGCAGCUGGGUGCAGGCCAGAUUGUACAGAACGACCUUCUUCCGAUUAUCACUCAGCACAGAGAAGACAAAGCCUUAUUUGAUGCCUGCAUCAGACUCAUGGUCAACCUCACACAGCCGGCAAUGCUUUGUUUUGGUAAAGUCCCAGAUGACCCAGUGUAUAGACGUCACUUUUUACAAGUGACAUCUCAUUUACAAGCCUAUAAAGAGGCAUUCGCCAGUGAGAGUGUGUUUGGCAUUUUAAGCGAGUCUUUGUACAACCUUCUACAACUUGACUGGGAACAGAGACAGGAGGAAGAUAACCUGCUGAUAGAGAGGAUUUUGCUGCUGGUCAGAAAUGUGCUUCAUGUCCCUGCAGACCCAUGUGAAGAGAAGAAAGUGGAUGAUGAUGCCAGUGUCCACGACAGGGUGCUGUGGGCCAUUCACAUGAGCGGGUUUGAUGACCUGGUGAAAUUCCUGGCGUCCGCCCAGAGUGAGCAGCAGUGGAGUAUGCAUGUGUUGGAAAUAAUCUCCCUCAUGUUCAGAGACCAGACACCAGAAGCUUUGGUGAGUGCUGGCCACGCUCGUUCAGCAGAAGAGAAGCAGAGAGACUCUCAAGAGCUUGAGGCGCUGAGACAGAGGGAGCUUGCAGAGAAACGUUCUCGCACAUUUCAAAGAGGAACCAGACACUCUCGUUUUGGAGGAUCUUUUGUUGUUCGAGGCCUCAAGGCCAUCGGAGACAAAGAUGUGAUCUAUCACAGAAAUCUUCACAAUUUUAAAAAUUACACUCACGACAUUGGCAAAGCAGUGAGACGCGUUCCCAAGAGGAAUCGACGGGCUCAGGACUGUAAAGAGAAACGGCGCUCAGCCCUGAAUGUCCGACUGUUCCUGCGAGAGUUUUGUGUGGACUUCCUGGAGAAUUGCUACAAUAGGCUCAUGUAUCUUGUCAAGGAAAGUCUGAUCCGAGAACAGGCUCAACAACACGAUGAGACCUAUUACCUCUGGGCACUCAGCUUUUUCAUGGCCUUCAACCGUGGCAACGGCUUCCGUGCCGACUUAGUUUCUGAGACCAUGUCUAUCCGUGCUUUCAAUUUUAUUGAGCGCAACAUUACCAACUACUAUGAGAUGCUGCUCACAGACCGCAAAGAAGCCACAUCCUGGUCCCGCAGGAUGCACUUGGCACUAAAGGCCUAUCAAGAGCUGCUGCUAACUGUGAAUGAGAUGGACCAUUCACAGGAUGAAAGCAUCCGUCAGAGCUCCAGUGUUAUUAAAAGUAACAUAUUCUACAUGAUGGAGUACAGGGAGAUUUUCCUGACCUUGCUGAGAAAGUACGAUGAAACCAGGCAGCCUCACUCCUACCUCAAAGACCUGGUGGAGUCAACUCAUCACUUUUUGCGCAUGUUAGAGCGCUUCUCCAAAGGCCGCAAAAGCUUGAUGGUGCAGAAGAAAAGGGUGAAGAGGAAAAGGUCUCAAGGUAAAAGAAAGCCGUCAGCGCUGGAAACAAGUCCUGAGGCCCUGGAGGAGACCUGGAAGGUUGUGGAGGAGGACCUUAAGGCUACAGGGUUGCAGCUGUCAGAGUCUUUAACUGAAAGCAUUGUGCCAUUUGAUGCCACAUCUGAAACUCCUCCUGAGGAGCAGCGUUCCGAGGCCAUGGUGCGAGUGCAAGAUGCCCUGCUGGCUCGACUCGGACCAGAAGCACUGGGGUUGCUGCGUGCCGCCCGAGAGGUGUGGCCAGAGGGAGACGUGUUUGGUUCUGUUGAUGUGGAACCCGAAGAAGAACUUGAACUGCUUAAGCAGAUACUUCAUGCCAACCUGCCAAGGUCAUCUCCUCCUGAGAUCCCUGUGGAGGAAGAGGAGGAUGAUGGAGCAGAGUUAGAAGAGGAAGAGUUGGAGGCUGUUUAUGUUUCUGAAACAGAGUUUAACUUCCAUGACUUCAUCAAGAGGUUUGCCAACCCUGGCAUUGUGCAUCCAUACCUUCUGCUAUUGAAGUCAUAUUCAAAAAAUACACCACACACUAACCACUGCAUCAUUCGAAUGCUGCACCGCUUGGCAGUCGACCUCAAAAUGGACGCACUGCUUUUCCAGCUGUCAGCUUUCCACCUUUUCAACAAAAUCCUGAGUGAUCCAGCUGCAGCUGCCUACAAGGAACUUGUGACGUUUGCCAAGUAUGUGCUGAACCGUUUCUUUUCAGUGGCUGCACAAAACAACAAGGCAUAUGUUGAACUGCUGUUCUGGAAAAAUGUAGGGGCUGUCCGGGAGAUGACGGAAGGCUACAGCAAAGAUGGAGAUGAAAAGAAACCAUCGUGGACUGAAGACGAGGAAGAGGAGUUGCGUAAGCUCUAUGAGGAGCACCGUGAUGCUGAAGUCCCGGACAUAGUGGAGACUCUGCUGCCAUUACUGAGCAACACCACCCGCACUCGGCGGCAGGUAGUGACACAGCUGGUGCGCAUGGGUCUGGUGGAUAACGCUAAGGAACUAAAGAAGCAGAACAAAGGCACUCGAAUCGUUCUAUGGACAGAGGAACAAGAGCAGGAGCUGCAGAUGCUCUUUGAUGAGUUCAAAGACUCUGACGAUGUCCUGGGUAACAUCCUGAAGAAGAUCACAGCCAAACGCUCCCGCGCACGUGUGGUGGACAAGCUGCUCAGUAUGGGCUUAGUGUCUGAGAGAAGAGAACUUUAUAAGAAGAGAAGUCGCAGUGCUCAAGGAAAGAGCUCUGGGAGAAUGUCUGAAGAGGAUUUCCUAGCUGAGCUAACACAAGGCUUCCCAGAUGAUCAUGUGGACAGAGAUGAUGAAGAUGAAAGAGAGGACGAGUCCGAAGAGAGUGAUGAUGAUGAGGAGGAGGAGGACGACGACGACGGCGACAACAAUGAAGAAAAGCAAGAGAGAGAAAAAACCCAAAAUGGUGGAAGGAGGAGCCAAAGCAUGCACACCUCAGUGGAGAGGAGGGCUGAUGUAGGCACCAUUGUGUAUGCUCUUCAUCAAAAAGGCAUGUCUGAACCUUUGCUGUGGCUGCAGAAAUGUCUAAACAGAACUGCGGUUGAUCGUAAAAACGAUGGUUUCUCGCAGCCUGUCCCACUCGUCCCUCUGACUGAGACAAGUGAAGAUGCCAUGGAGAACAAGACCUUCCAGAGGCUGUUGAAAAAACUGGGGCUGCGACAACCUGCAAAUGGGCAGGAGUCCUUCUGGAGGAUUCCUGCAAAUAUCACUGUAUCUCAGCUUCAGAGUGCAGCUGCAGCUCUUAGUCCAAAAGAGGAAGAACCUAAAGAUAGUGAGGUACAAGACGGGGCGAGAAGCCCAACUGUAGAACUCCAGGAGGAGCAGCAGCAUCAGCAGGAGGAGGAGGAGGAGGUCUCAGGUGAACAGAGAACACAGGCUCUAAGAGACCUGGUGCUUGCACGCAAAAGAAAAGAGCACACCAUCAAGGAUACAGCUUCUGUGCCAGUUGUGACUCCUGGUGAAGAUGCAGACGCUGUAACUCCAAGGUCCAAGAAGAAUACUUCAACCAAAAGAAGUAGAAGCAGAGUUUUGGACAAGAAUGAGGAGGAGAACAAAGAAGAUGACUCUUCCACUGCGAUGGACAUGGACACAAAUGGUGAUGCAGAUUCGGACGGGGAGGAGAUCACUGCUCCUGUGAAGCGAAGACGAAAGAUGGUCGUAAUUGAUGAAGAGGAAGAUGAGGAUUAGAGACGGCCUUUAAUCGGCUGUAAAAGCUGCAGACAGGAGAUGGAUAAAGGCUUGUGGCUCAGAGUUGGAUGCAGCUCUCUGGAGGUCUGCUGUAUAGACAAUAUCUAUUAAUGGAAUGCCAAACAACUCAAGGAACAAGACUUUUUUUUAUUUGUGUCUCUAUGGAUACAUUAAUCCUAUUUAGCAAUAUCUCUUUAGUAAGCUGUUGUGCUGUGCCCUUGUUUUGUUACUGUAAAAAGCUUCUGUUAGUUCUUCCCAGCAGUGUCACAUGAUAAAUAAUGUUUGAUAAACUCAGUAAUGUUUUUUUCGAUCUGAAAGUUGUUACCUUAAAUACUUGCAUACGUUUAUUCGUUUUCAACAUCGACUUCACAGUAAAAUUUGUGCAUACUUACUAAUAAAUACCACUGUUGUCAGAGUA